AAUCAUGAGGCUUCUGGUUAUCUUGCAGAGUUACCUAAUGGAGGCUGGGUUGCACCGAAUAUAUACUACAUGGGUUUCGCAAAUGUUAUAAGGUUUGCUGGUUUACGGAUAGCUGGCUUAUCCGGAAUAUUCAACGGGAGGGAAUUUAACCGAGGUCACUAUGAACGUCCACCAUACAAAGACCGCAGCGAUAUUGUUUCCUCCUACCAUGUUCGGAACCUUGAUGUUUGGCGGCUGAAACAGCUUAGACCAGCUGAUGACGAUAGCACGACCAACCCUAUUGAUAUUAUGGUCAGCCACGAUUGGCCAGCUGGAAUUGUAGAUUUUGGCGAUAAAGAUUGGCUAUUGAGAGCUUUGGAGCUUGAUAUAGCAGAUGACGCUGAUCUAAAGCUGACAUAUGAUCCACAAUGGCUAGCUAUCUUGAAGAACACAGACAACUUCACAAGCAUAUCUCGCUCAGUAAGUUUAAAUUUUUGUUGGAUGCCCAGCUCAUGUUAG
Messenger RNA from Strongylus vulgaris, 498 nucleotides. NCBI's taxonomy places the organism in Eukaryota, Metazoa, Nematoda, Chromadorea, Rhabditida, Strongylidae. The record is from the annotation of a GenBank genome assembly.